This is a messenger RNA of Hibiscus syriacus, 1453 nucleotides long. RefSeq names its product carbon catabolite repressor protein 4 homolog 1-like. Gene Ontology annotation, cellular component: nucleus; CCR4-NOT complex; cytoplasm. Bases 136 to 1425 code for a protein of 429 amino acids. The transcript has 7 exons. NCBI's taxonomy places the organism in Eukaryota, Viridiplantae, Streptophyta, Magnoliopsida, Malvales, Malvaceae. Gene Ontology annotation, molecular function: poly(A)-specific ribonuclease activity. The record is from RefSeq and is a predicted model, not a curated record. Gene Ontology annotation, biological process: nuclear-transcribed mRNA poly(A) tail shortening.
UGGUAGGAUUGCUAAUCGGUUCGAGGACAUUUCUUGUUCUACUGCUCCUCCUAUUGUGGGAUUGGCUUUGUCAGGCUUACAAAGAGGUGACCGUUGCAAACUGUGACAAACAAAGGAAGCCAGACAAGUUACAGCAUGCUGAGCGUGCUACGGGUGCACCUCCCGUCUGAUAUACCAAUUGUUGGUUGUGAGCUCACGCCUUACGUGCUCUUACGCCGACCAGACAAGACCGUUACCACUGAUGAUGUGCUUGAGUCUGCCCCUCUUGAUGGUCACUUAUUGAGAUACAAGUGGUAUCGCAUACAAAGUGAUAGGAAAGUUGCUGUCUGUAGUGUACAUCCCUCUGAGCAAUCCACUUUGCAGUGUCUAGGUUGUGUUAAGACAAAAAUAGAUGCUGCUAAAAGUUACCAUUGCUCUCCACAGUGCUUCUCAGAUGCAUGGAAACAUCAUCGUGUUCUUCAUGACUGUGCUGCAAGUGCUGGAAACGAAAAUGGAAAUGAAGAGGAAGAGAUAUUUGGUCGUUUCAAUAGCACAGGGUCUGGAGAUAUUAGUGUCAUUCUAACUAAUUCAUCAACCACUAACUUGAAGAAUGGUUCAACACCUCUGUAUCCUGCUUCCUUUACACAAAGGAGCGAUGGUGAAACCUGGUUUGAAGUCGGACGAUCUAAAAUCUAUACACCAACUACAUAUGAUAUUGGUCAUGUUCUCAAGUUUGAAUGUGUGGUCAUUGAUGCAGCAUCGAAACUACCUGUGGGGCAUCCCAAUACUAUUUCGACAUCUUAUGUUAUUCCAGCGCCUUCCCCUAGUCCUCGGCAUUUGAUCCCGGUAGGUGGAGGUGAUAUGAUGACACAACUGGAUUCAGAUGAUCGCAUUUCAUCCUCUGGAACUUUUACUGUUCUCUCGUACAACAUUUUGUCUGAUUCAUAUACCAGCCGCGAGCUGUACAGUUAUUGCCCUUCAUGGGCCCUUUCUUGGGCAUAUCGCAGACAGAACCUGUUGAGGGAAAUUGUUGGUUAUCGUGCUGACAUUGUUUGUGUUCAAGAGGUGCAAAGCGACCAUUUUGAUGUUUUUUUUGCCCCUGAGCUGGAUAAACAUGGGUAUCAAGCUUUAUAUAAGAGGAAGACAAAUGAGGUUUACAGAGAAAAUAUCCAUACAAUUGAUGGUUGUGCUAUAUUUUUCCGUAGAGAUAGAUUUUCCCAUGUCAAAAAAUAUGAGGUUGAAUUUAAUAAGGCUGCUCAGUCCUUGACUGAGGUUGCAGUUCAAACUACUCAGAAGAAAGCUUCUUUAAAUUGUUUGGUUAAGGAUAAUGUUGCACUAAUUGUGGUUUUAGAAGCAAAGUUUACUAAUCAGGUAGCUGACAAUCCAGGGAAGCGGCAGCUUCUUUGUGUGUUUUUAGUGGGCAUUGGCAAGUUGAGCACUAGUUAAUCAUGUUGCAGCUGUUCAGCUCUGAGAU